GUCUCUGCAACCUCCUUGGGUGUGAAGACGGGGACACUACCACGGACUUCAUAACCAGCUCAUCUUUCAGACUUUCAUUAUAUAGUGGCACUUACUCUUUGGACCAGCAACUUCUCAAACCAAGGCAAGCAGGAAGGCAACAUGGCGGGACAAGACGAGAAACCCAUUCUUUUCUUCGAUAUUGACAACUGCCUUUAUCCCAAGAGCACAAAGGUAGCCCAUAUGAUGUCUGACCUAAUUGACCAAUACUUCGAAACCCAUCUAUCCCUAUCGCAGAAGGACGCAAACGCGCUGCACUUCAGGUACUACCGUGAAUAUGGUCUAGCCAUUGAAGGUCUUGUCCGCCAUCAUAAAGUUGACGCACUCGACUACAACCGGAAAGUGGACGACGCACUCCCCUUAGAGGAUAUCAUCAAGCCGAAUCCCGCCCUGCGACAACUGAUCGAGGAUAUCGAUACCAGUAAAGUGCGCCUUUGGCUUUUCACAAACGCCUAUAUCACGCAUGGGAAGCGAGUGGUGAAGCUGCUCGAACUCGACGAUCUGUUUGAGGGUAUCACCUACUGUGAUUAUGGGUCAGAGAAGUUCUACUGUAAGCCACAUGUAGAAAUGUUCGAUAAGGCUAUGCAGGAAGCUGGAGUAAUGCUGAAUAAGAAUUGCUACUUUGUUGACGACUCCUACAUCAAUGUCAAAGCCGCGCAUGCACGAGGUUGGACAGCUGCUCAUCUUCUUGACGAAUCUGACCCGGAUCCGGCUCACCAAGCCGGCAAGUAUCAAAUCAAAAGUCUCCAAGAGCUGCGAGCUAUCUUCCCCCAAUUCUUCAAGAGCACAGCCACAGAGAAGCAGUAGGGGUGCCUUUAUUUCUCUACAGCACUCCUGCUUCACACGGCCUUUAAAAUUAUCCAGUACCUCAUACCAGCUAGAGCAACGGGUUGACCUUCAAGAGCUGUGGAGAUUUUUUAUUAUUUCUGGGAAAUUUUAUAAACACUAUGUAUAGAACAUACUAAACGCAG
Lindgomyces ingoldianus is the source of this 1010-nucleotide messenger RNA. Its product is annotated as pyrimidine 5-nucleotidase. Gene Ontology annotation, molecular function: nucleotidase activity. Gene Ontology annotation, biological process: nucleotide catabolic process; pyrimidine nucleobase metabolic process. Bases 142 to 846 code for a protein of 234 amino acids. Lineage: Eukaryota; Fungi; Ascomycota; Dothideomycetes; Pleosporales; Lindgomycetaceae. The record is from RefSeq and is a predicted model, not a curated record. The transcript is spliced from 5 exons.